GCGGGGUAAGGGGGCGCGGGGGGGAGGGGCGGCCUCGGGCCCCGCCGGAAUCUCGAGGGGUCCUCCUGGAUCCUUCCUGGUCCCUAACGUCUCUACUGCCCGCGGUGUGUCCUGCAGCGGCCACCAGGCCUGAUGAGGCGGCGGGACUAGGCCGCGUUGCAGCCUCGCGCGUGAGCGGCCCCGCGGGCUUCCGGAACGCGGCGGGACCGUGUCCCGGCUGUCCAGGGGGCUCUGCCGGGCUCGAGCUCCGUGGGGCGGAACGCGCGGAAUAAAUCGCUCCCCUCGAAUCCCGGCUCUCGGUGCUCGCCGUCCCUCCCGUGCGCGGUGCCGUCCGGGCGAGCCCCUCGUCACUCCUUCGGCCCUCAGGGGGACGGAGUGUGACCCGGGUGUGAGUGGCACCCGCCCUGCGCGGUCCCCGGGGUCUCCCUUGGGGCUGCAGCUGAAGGUGACGGCUGUUCCCGCAGCCCUUCUCUCCGAGCCGCCCCCCUUGUGCCGACCGGGACCCCACGAGUGCCGGGGCUGCCUCUCCCAGGCGCCGGGAGAAAGAGCUGCCCCACGGGGUUCGCCUUCCCGUCCCAGGUUCCGGCGCUGAGAAGGAAUCUCAUGAGCGCUCUCAAAGCCAGGCGGUGUCUGAGAAAGCCCGAAACUCGGCCAGUCCCCGCUGCGAGCGCCUUGGGCGGGGCUGCUGCGGGAAACGAAACCGAAAUGGGCCUCACAGCCAUCUUCGGCGGUUGCCCGGCGCCGCCUCCCCUCGUCGGCACACCUGCGGGUGGGGGUUUCUUUUUUUUUCCCUCUUUAUUUUCUCAUAAAAUAAUUUGGCGUGCGGAUGAGACUGAGGUAAGAGAGUUUUUUUCCAAACCCCUCUUCCUGCCCUUCACUCGGAGAGCACUUGUAAAACGAGGUCACUGAGCAGGGGCUCCCCCCGAGUUGGGGAGGAAGGAACCCGGCUCCCCGUGUUUAUUGGAAAAUAAGUCCCAUGGUGGCAGCCGAGUGAGGCGGUUUAGUGAAAGGGAAAUUUGAAUUGGCCUCGGGGUAUGUUUGGUGAAGACGGGGAGCUUUAUAAAGAUGGGACUGGCACAGGAAGAACUGUCUUUGUGACGAUGGGUCAUGAGGGAGCAGGCAGGUCAUGAGGGAGCAGGCAGGAUGGGCCCUGUCUCGUGCUCCAUGUCUUUAUCCUCUCAGUUUCACAGCCAGCUGUUGUCAAAGAAUUGGAAUAUAUGCUGUGCUGGGUUCCUUAUUUUUAAAAAGCAUAUUGAAAGUUUAGUCUAAUGUCCUGCACCCUGGGGGAGCGGCACAGCUGUGUGCGAUAGGAGUGGAACUUGGGUUGCAGUCCAAAAAAACUGUUGCCAGCUGCACACCUGUCCCAAUUUCUGUACAUGUUAUCUGCGUGUGUAGUGUGAUGCUUUACCUCCGCAGGUCACCUAGUGCCCAAGGAGAAAAAGACACUUGGGGUUUCAGACUCCUUUGGCCAGGAGUCUGAAAAUUAUUGUUAGCCUGUUGCAGCUCUGCUGUCUGACCACGUGAGCUGCUCCAGUUCACCUCCUCGUGCUUCUGUCUGUUUCUCAGGUUGCAAAGCACGUGUGAGAUUCUACUCUCCCUCAGGGCAGAGAGGGAGUGGAGCUCACUGUGUUUGGGAAGCGCAUCUUGAACAUCACGUGCUGGAAUCUCGUCCAACAGAAGCAGAGGGUCACUCUUGGCAAAGUUGCUUCUCAUGGUUGACUUCACCUGCUGGUGCUAUGCUGGGCAGACAGAGUUUGCUGUUUAUGUUUGCAGGAAUAAUUUAAGACUCCUAGAAAAGUAGAAAACAGGCUUGUAAGGAGAAGAUGCUUGAAAUGCCUCAGUGUCAGGGAAGCUGUUUAAACUGCGUUUUUGGAAUCCUGUAGUUGUGUAACUAUCACCAAAUGUGAUGAAGGAAACUUAUCCAGCACCGAUUUGAUGUGAUUAAGUGACACUUCUUUAUUACAGCGCUGGGAACACGGGGGAAUCAGCUCCUCCUAAACGUGUUCUCCCAACAACAAAAUUUGUACAGUUUAUAUACUUUAUAGUUACAUAAGUUUCUAUUCUUCUAUUUCUUUUUAUACUUGUCAUGCCUAACUAAGUUCUGUUCUUCUAUUUAGUUAUAUAGUAGUUAUGGUCCAGCUGCUCCACUCUUAAAUCUAAUGAAAUGAUGACGAAAUGAAUGAAAAUCUUUGAAAUGAUUGGUUCUUUCAGGUAUAUAGCGUUAUUCUACAACAAUCGUUGGUCUAUGCUAUUUAGCUAUACUAGCUGGGAUAGGCAGUGUCCAGACCAAGACAGGGAGAGUGUAGGGGACUUCAAAGCCACUUUGUAUGGUCCAGUGAGAUUCCUGUGGUUCCAUUCUUUCAAACACAACACCCCUAACAAUUCUGGUGCACUGUGCUUCUCUACCUUUAAUCACAAAUACUUCUUUUAUGUUAUCAAAUCUUGAUUAUUUUGUCAAACUGUUUGCAACACAACUGCAUCCUGAGUUGCUGCAUUUUAUCUCCUCAGGGCAGGCAGCUCCACUCCUGGCGUGCCAGCAGCCCGGGUCCCCCGCGUGUCCCAGCGGAGCGCUAUGAUCAGAGGUGCUGGGCGAGGCAGAGUUCCUGACGGAGCAGGACACUGCGGUCUGCCCGCUGCAGGGGCAGGGACCACACGAGGAGGCUGUGGCACCGGCUCCUGCAGGGACACAUCGGCCUGGCCGCGGCAGGGCAGGGGGCUGGAGGUUCUCUAGUCAGCGGCAAUACCGUGGGAAUUCACCACGGUUUUGCCCUCCACGGCACUGUCAUCAGGAGAACCCAGGGAGAGACUCUGACACUAUCAGGCUGAAUUUCCAGAGACUGUCUCUUGCCAGGCAAGACUGCGAACAAGAAAUUCUGACUAUUUUCAGGCAGCUCGGGGAGGGAAGGACUUGCACAGUUCAUGAUCUCACACACAAACUUAAAACUCAAAAGAAAGAGGUCAACCGCAUUUUGUAUAAGCUCCUCAGAGAAGGCAAGUUGCACAAGGGGGGAGAGACGCCACCGCUGUGGAGGAUUGCCAGCCCCAGCUCAGGGAGAGAAAGAAACCCUGCUGACCACAGUGCUGGCUGCACAGAUCCAGCUUGUGAAAGCAGAGGAGGAGAGAGGAGCACACUUGGCUCAGGAGACACAGAGAUGGCUGAGACGAAGGAGAAAAUCUGCAACUACUUGUUCAGCGUGCCAGAAACAACGGCACUCAACCUUGCCAAAAACAUUGGGUUUUCGAGGGCCAAGGACGUUAAUGCAUUUCUCAGUGCUCUGGAAAAGCUGGGAGAUGUCCACAAGCAGAACACAACCCCCCCACGGUGGUCCCUGACAGACAGGAAACGUGAGAGGAUGCAGAUGAGGCUGAAGGCCAGCACAUUAAUACAGAAGGUGAAUCCCACACCUCCUGAGUCGGGUCCUCCCCCUUCCUCUGUCCCUGUGUGUCCCCAGGAGGUGACAGCAGCUUUGCCAGCAGCGAUGGCAUCAAAAGCAGAAAGUGUAGAAAAUGGACAACAGCCUUUGGGGCAGCCUGGUCAGGGCAAUGGCAGUGACACGAGAGCGGACACGGCUGAGGACACCAAGCCUGAGUUCUCCAGUUUGAGUAAUUAUGAUAACUCGGAAAACGGCAAGUGGACCACGGAUGAUAUCCCAGAUAAUCUGAACACUAUCAACAAGCAGCCUGACAAGUCAAAAUGCGUCAUGAAUUCUCAGUCUUCCCCCAGUUAUGCUGCCCAGUUUGAAGCCGCUUUGCCAUGUACGCCCGUAGAGAAAUUGAUGGCUUGUCAGGAGAAGAACCCAGUGAGUGGCCUUACUGAAUAUUCCCAGUACACGUACCAGCACUGUGAGUUCAUCAUGCUGGAGCAGAGUGGACCCUCUCAUGAGCCACGGUUUAAGUUCCAGGCAGUGAUCAAUGGGCGCCAAUUCCCACCAGCAGAAGCAGGGAGCAAAAAACUGGCUAAACAGGAGGCAGCAGCCAAUGCCAUGAAGGUCCUGAUGAGUGAAGCGGAGAAUGGAAGGCCCAGUGGGAUUAAAUGUGAGGAGCCGCUUCCCUCCGACAGCUCAGAACUGGAGUUGCCAGAGCCAGAGCUGUCAUCUGCAGCAGCUCCCCUCAGCCUGCUUCCUGGGAAGCACCCUAUCAGCAUAUUGAUGGAGUAUGGACAAAAGUCAGGGAACGUAAUUGAGUUCCAGCUGCUGUCUCAGGAAGGCCCACCUCAUGAUCCUAGGUUCAGCUACUGUGUGAAAAUGGGUGACCAAAUUUUCCCUGCUGUGGUAGGAAACAGCAAGAAGGGAGCAAAGCAAAUGGCAGCUGAAGUUGCUGUGAAGAUUCUUUCUGGAGAGUCUGUACCCCAUGUCUUGCCUGAACAGCCUGUCACGAAGCCCCACAGUGACCAGUCCGUGCGCAGCUGUGGGCCAUGGAUUGCCGCUCCAGAUGAAUCCAAGGUGGUGAAAGCAAAGGGUGUUGGGGAGCUCAUCAAAUAUCUUAAUGUCAAUCCUGUCAGUGGCCUGCUGGAAUAUGCCCGCUCCAAUGGGUUUGCUGCAGAGUUCAAACUCAUUGACCAGUCAGGACCUCCCCAUGACCCCAAGUUUGUCUAUCAGGCGAAGGUUGGAGGCCGCUGGUUCCCGGCUGUGACUGCACACAGCAAAAAGCAGGGCAAGCAGGAGGCAGCGGAUGCAGCGCUGCGAGUCCUGAUCGGGGAGUCGGAGAAGGUGGAGCGCAUGGAAGGGAUGAACAUCACUGAGCUCCCUGUGAGUGGCAGCACCCUGCACGAUCAGAUGGCCAUGCUGAGCCACCAGCGCUUCAACAGCCUCACCGCUCGCAUCCAGCACAGUCUGCUCGGGCGCAAGAUCCUGGCUGCCAUCAUCAUGAGGAGAGCAAAUAAGGGCUUGGGAGUGGUGGUCAGCAUUGGAACAGGUAAUCGUUGUGUGAAAGGAGAAGAGCUGAGCUUGAAGGGGGAGACAGUAAAUGAUUGUCAUGCAGAAAUCAUUUCUCGAAGAGGCUUUGUGAGGUUUCUCUACAGUGAGCUGAUGAAGUAUGACCUGUCUAAUCCUUCCUCUGCAGAAGAGAGCAUUUUUGAGCCAGCAGGAGGAAAGAGGCUCAGAAUAAAGAGCAGUGUUACCUUUCACCUCUAUGUCAGCACAGCCCCGUGUGGAGACGGAGCCCUCUUUGAUAAAUCCUGCAGCGACCAGGCGAGCGUGGUGGGGCAGCCCCAGCACCAGCCUCUCUUUGAGAACCCCAAGCAAGGCAAGCUGCGGACCAAGGUGGAGAAUGGGGAAGGUACCAUUCCCGUGGAGUCAAGUGACAUUGUGCCCACGUGGGAUGGGAUCCAGCACGGGGAGCGGUUACGAACCAUGUCCUGCAGUGACAAAAUCUUGCGCUGGAAUAUACUUGGCUUGCAAGGGGCACUGCUGUCACACUUCCUGGAGCCAGUUUAUCUCAGCUCUGUCACGCUCGGUUACCUGUACAGUCAGGGUCACUUGACCCGUGCCAUCUGCUGCCGCGUGGCGAGGGAUGGGAACAUACUAAAGGAAAAGCUCCAGGCUCCAUAUCACAUUAACCAUCCUGAGGUUGGGCGAGUCAGCGUGUACGACUCUGCCAGGCAGACGGGCAAGACCAAGGAGUCAUCGGUGAACUGGUGUCUUGCUGAUGCAAGCGAAGUUGAAGUCUUGGAUGGCACCAAAGGGAAAGUAGAUGGCCCAAAGCUGGAAGUGUCUCGUGUGUCCAAGAGGAAAAUGUUCUCCUUGUUCCAGCAGCUGUGUGCCAAGAACAACCGUGAAGACCUGCUUAAGCUCUCUGUGUACUCUGAUGCCAAGGAGGCAGCUACGCUGUACCAGGCAGCCAAGCAGUGCUUCUUCAGCACGCUGGAAGAGCUGGGCUAUGGCAGCUGGAUCCGCAAACCCCAAGAGGAGGAGAAUUUCUCUGUCCUUGAUACAUAGGGAAGCGCCCUGCAAGGGGUGGGAGGUGAAUGUACACAGUCUGCACUUGUCCUUCUUCCACCACCACCUUCUUGGAGUGGAGUCAGGAGCGUGCAGCAGUUUCCCCAUAGGCCUGGCUGCCUCCUCCCUGACCCUCAGACCUUGCCUUUUUAAAAUGUGCAUGUAAAUGAUUCUCCUUUUUUUAAAGUGAGGGCAGGCUCAGUCCCCCUUAGCUUUUGUAGUUUUGUCUCCCCUUUUUUUGUUUUUAAAAGAAGGCACAAGAAACCAAAGGGAUUCUCAGACUGUGAGCUUGAAACCUUUGAACCGUACACUGCAGAUCCCUCUGGCAGGUUUUGAGGCAAAUUUUCUCUUUUGAGGGGAAAAAAAAAACCCAAACAAGCUGCCUGGCUGGCUUUCUCUGUCUCUGUUGGAAGGUGACUGGCAGCCUGGCCAAGCUGGGACACAGGACUGACCUCUGCAAGGCGCAGCAGGACUAGCAUAACAUUCUCCAUUAAUAACAAAUUUCUGUAGUAUUGGC
This is a messenger RNA of Chiroxiphia lanceolata (lance-tailed manakin), 6453 nucleotides long. RefSeq names its product adenosine deaminase RNA specific (gene ADAR). Gene Ontology annotation, biological process: adenosine to inosine editing; RNA processing. Gene Ontology annotation, molecular function: double-stranded RNA binding; double-stranded RNA adenosine deaminase activity; tRNA-specific adenosine deaminase activity. Bases 3153 to 5936 code for a protein of 927 amino acids. Gene Ontology annotation, cellular component: nucleolus; cytoplasm. The transcript has 15 exons. The record is from RefSeq and is a predicted model, not a curated record. NCBI's taxonomy places the organism in Eukaryota, Metazoa, Chordata, Aves, Passeriformes, Pipridae.